AUGAAAAUGGUCGCUACCUUCAAGGGGUCUUUAGAGGAGGCCUUCACAGAUGUUCCUGGAGGCGAUAGGAGCUACUCAAAGAAUAAAGAGGUAUCCAUACCAUUGGAAGAUUUGGAUGCUGAAGGAAGACCCUGGACCUCAGAUACUUCAGAUGGGGAUACAUGGAGGUUUCGAAGGAAAUCGAAUCCGCUCAAGAGAUUUUUCCACAGACUUUGGAGUGGUCCAGAGGAGGUGCGGGAUGAGCGUCCCCAGUUUUCUAAUGCGGUGAUAUCGUAUUUAGAUGAAUUACCAAAAAAUAAAUUCAACUCAAGGCUUUCCAGUUUUUCACUACGAAUUCUAGCACUGAUAGUUUAUGUUACAAUAUGGUUCGGAGUUUUGUAUUCUUUAUUAUAUCCAUAUUUAGUGAGAGCGCCAUUUUUUCACUCUAAUGGUGAGAGUACGCCCAUUAUAACGUUAACCUGCAACUCAUAUCUUAAUUGGGCUGGCACAAAUAAUGCCUGUGGAUUGAACGCAGAAAAAUGUGGCCCAUUCACGGAUAGAGAAUACUACAUUAGAUGUCCUGCAUUGUGUGAUAGACAAGGGUGGACUUUUACUGCAAUGGCUGUUGGAGACCAGAGGAUCAAAUACACUGGUUACGAGAUCGGUGGGGGUACAAAAAAUGAUAACCAAGAAUCAGACGAACUAUCGUACCCAUAUAGGGCAGAUUCAUACCCUUGCUCAGCUGCUAUUCAUGCGGGGGUAAUAUCACCUUACUCUGGCGGCUGCGCUAAAUUGACCAUGGAUGGUCCUCAAAAGUCGUUUCCUAAGGCCAAGGGAACACUGGGUCAGUGGUCUGUGAAUUUUGAUUCAUUUUUUCCCGGCUCGUUUUCCUUCAGAAGUUACCAAGAAGGAAUCGCGUCUGGAUGCUACGAUCCUAGAGUUCUUGUGGUGGUAUUGAAUAUCCUUUUUGGACUUCCUGUCCUUUACCUUUAUGAUAGUAUCAUAAGUUAUUGGCUAUUGUCUUUGGUUGGAUAUUGGACUGUUGCCCUGGCGCUUGACCCUCCAGUUCUAUCAGACCCACAUAAUGCAGAGAGCGUUUACGUGUUACUCAGCGUGGCCUUUCAGCGUCUUUUACCUCUGUGUUUCAUUUUAUAUGUCAUUUGGAAAUGUGCUUCCAAGAGAACAAUGGAGGAUGGCUCUCCUGUGCUCAAAGUCUUUGCAUGGUACCCAACCUUCUGGCUGGGAAUAAUGAAUAACGUGACAUUUGAUAGAUUGCCUGUAGAUAGACUUACUAUGCAUGACCUGAAAGAAGAAUCAGGUGCUUUAACAGCUGUCGCAUCUAUUAUAACUACAAUUCUCAUUUGUGCCAUUAUACAAGCAUACGCCCUUUGGAAAUCAGGCAGGUUUCAGAAAUAUUUCAAGAUUUACAUUUCCAUGAUAGUAGGGCUUUGCUUGCUCUCUUCAAUACCAGGAAUGACAUUGAGAAUUCACCAUUACAUAUUGGGGAUGAUUCUUAUUCCUGGUUGUGCCACUCGCGGGUUUUCUGCCUACCUGUUUCAAGGUAUUCUUCUUGGCCUCUUCAUAUCCGGAGUUGCAAGAUGGGAUUUUGCAAGUAUCGUAGAAACUAAUUUAUCGUUAUUACGUGGUGAGGCGGGUGUAUCCUUGAAACCACCUAUCUUUGAUUUCGGUGAAUCCUUUAAUCAUAGAAUUUCAUGGCAUAUGGGCCCCAAUGUAACUAGUGUUGACCCAACUGGUAACAUCGAUGGUUUCUCACUUCUAAUAAACGACUUUGAAGUUUAUGUGGGCAAGAAUGAAUCCGUUGAUCUCGAUAUUCUGAUGUCAGAGAAUGAAGUAUUGGGUUCAAUGAUGGACCAGAUGGUAUCAAAUGCAGAUGAUGGUUUAAAAUUAUACAUGAGAGUUGCGCAAGCUUCAACAAGAUCUCCAGAUAGUAUUCGUGGUGAUUACACCAAUGCUGGAAUACUGGAGUGGCCUCAAGGAGUAUGGCAUGAACCAAAGCCCGGAGUUUCAUAA
Messenger RNA from Zygotorulaspora mrakii, 2010 nucleotides. RefSeq lists its product as uncharacterized. The coding region runs from base 1 to 2010 and encodes 669 amino acids. The transcript has a single exon. NCBI's taxonomy places the organism in Eukaryota, Fungi, Ascomycota, Saccharomycetes, Saccharomycetales, Saccharomycetaceae. The record is from RefSeq and is a predicted model, not a curated record.